AGCAGUAGCAGCAACCACAGCGCCCAGUAACGUCAGAGAUUUCGUAGCGGAAAGUUCGAAACGAGCAGCAGCAUCAGCAGCCUCCCAGCUCUCUCAGCGCGCUUUGUUCGCCCACCAUCUGCAAAGAAAAAAGAGUGCUAGGUAGCCUGUCUACUACCACCCGCCAACAAAAAAACGAAUAAGUGCGUGCGUGUGUGAAAAGUAGUGAAUCCGGAGUCCAUCGACAGCAAGCAAAAAAAAAGGAAGAAAAAAUGGCCACCGAAGUAGAGAACAAGCCGGUCGCGGUCGCCGAGGAGGACAAGAAGGUGGAGCAGCCAGCAGUCGCCGCGGCCACCGCCGCCGCCACCGCAGCCACUCCGGCCGCCGCCGCCGAUAAGCCAGCGGCGGAUGCGGCCGCCGGUGGUGACGAUAAGAAGGCGGCCGACGAGAAGCCAGUGGCCGCCGCCGACGGUGAUGGUGCGACGGUGGGUGAGGGCGGCGACGGUGGGGCGGCCACCAGCUCCGAUGGGGCCGCGGCACCGGCCAAGAAGGAGAAGGAAGUGAAGCCGACCGUGCACAAGGCGAACUUCGAGAAGGACGUCGUCUACCUCUACCAGUUCACGCGCACCCCGAUGCUGCCCUCGAUCUCGCCGUUCUGCCUGAAGGUGGAGACCUGGCUCCGUCUGGCCGGGCUGAAGUACGAGAACAUUGACCACAAGCUGAAGCUGCGUUCGAAGAAGGGACAGUUGCCUUUCGUCGAGGUCAACGGCGAGGAGAUUGCCGACUCGACCAUCAUCAUGAAGGAGCUGGCGCAGCGCUACGAGAAGGACCUGGAUGCCGCCCUGACCCAGGAGCAGCGCAACAUUGCCCACGCGAUGAUUUCGAUGCUGGAGAACCACCUGAUCUGGGUGGUGCUGUCGUGGCGCAGCAAAAACACCGAGCAGAUGCUGAAGGGCUACAAAAUCAACCUCCAGCACGCCCUCGGUAGCCGCCUGCCGAACGCGCUGCUCAACUUCUUCUUCAAAUUCCAGUUCAGCCGCAAGUGUUUCCAGGGUGCUAAAAAGGUGAAAGCUCAAGGACUGGGCGUCCACAAGCCGGAGGAGAUCGAGGAGUUUGGCCGCAAGGAUCUGAAGGUGCUGUCCGAGCUGUUGGCCGACAAGCCGUUCUUCUUCGGUGACGAACCCACCACGCUCGAUUGUGUCGCAUUCUCCGUCCUGGCGCAAAUCCACUUCAUUCUGGACGAGGUCAAAUACGGGCUGAAGGAGUUCAUGCAGGAGAACUGCCCCAACCUGGUUGGGCACGUUUCGCGGAUCAAGGAGCGUUGCUUCCCCGACUGGGAGGACAUCUGCACCAAGCUGGACCUGAACGCACACAUCCCCAAGCCAGAGCCAGAAACCAAGGAAAACAAGGAAGGUGCCGAUACGGAAAAGACCGCCGAGCAGGAGAAGAACGAGUCGGAAAAGGAGCUGGAGAAGGACAACUCGAACGAGAAGACCGAAAAGAAGGAGGAAAAAUCCGAGAAAGUCGAAGAGAACAAAGAGAAAGAGGAGGCAGCAGCCAAAUAAGCAGGGGCUAGCUCGUAAGGAGUCACAUUUUCCACGCACCACGUUUUCACUACUCUAAUUAUUAGCUCGGGCGCGACAGCACGACGGGGCGUUGUGCGCCCCAGAACCUUCCUCCGAACCGUCGAAAUUAUCAAUCAUCAUUUUACAUACAUAUAGACACAUUUUUGUAGAGAGAGAGAGAAAAAAAAAACAAAUCCAACCAAUCGAGAAUCGGAAGAGAGCAUAAGUAAUGCGCGGAACUAAUCGAAAAUGUCAAGUCACCGAAACGCGGAUCGGCGAACGGUACGCGCGGAGAAGGAUUGAUCGUGCGUCGUCGAAGGAGGAGGAAUGUUUUGUUUUCCUCUGUGUAAUGUUUAUUCGAUUGACGUAGCCGUUUUCGCGUCCCCCUUUUUUAUAUUGUCCAACUUUUCGAAACGCGCUGUAGACCGGCGCGAUCCCACACACACACACAUGCCACUCUCAGAUAGCGAUAAGGAAACGUUAGGAAGAAAGCGCACAAUUACACGGAAUCCAUAGAACGGGGCAAGUGAAAGUGAAACUGCAUCAAAGGAGGAGGAAAAUGGAACGAAUAAUGGAACAACAAGCAAAAACCUCCCAAGAAAAAAGCAAAGCAAAAGAAACUGAUGAGGAAAAAGAAAAGGCGAAGAGAGAUAAUUGAAGAAUGUGCCAGCACUCGAGGAUGGCGCCGAGAAGCGCGCAAAGCUAUGUAAGAAAUAAAGAAUUAAAAAAGGAUAAAACGCGGAAAGAGAGAAGCUACUAGUAGAGCGAGUCACGCGAGUGACACGAAGAGAAAUAGAGGGAGAGUGAGCCAAUGUGACGCGCCACCGCCGGUAUCUGUUAGUUUUUGUUUGUUUGCUUGUUUGAACCAUGAUCAGCAUCCCCCUGCCGCCCCCGGAAUAGCAUGAUCCGGUGCGCCGCGCGGUUUUGGGAAGUUUUGCCGGAAACGAAAAUGCGUGUACGGAAAUGGCCACUGCCGCGAGCAUUUCGCGUUUCGUGCGAAAGCUGCACCUCCACCUUCCCAGCAAACGAAUCAUUCGUACUAUAAUAAUAAGUGAAGCAGUGAACGAGGAGAAGAAACAACACCCAAAAUUACACGCACGAAAACACACAGACACACACACCACACCAACUGAGUAUCGAAUGAGGAAAGUGGCAAACAAUGAGAUAAGAGAGUGGCCGGCCAAGUGGAAUGCGAAACAACAGUAGCAAAAACGGGGGGGCAUAUGGAUAUGGAGUAGUAGUUGGUGGUAGGAAACCAACCGAGUCGUGCGGAGGGCGAAACGAUAUUAAAAAGUCGGAAGGGAGCGAACAGAAACAGGAAUGAAAUAUGCAUACAAUACUCAAAAACUUUUCAUUUUUGUAAAGAUUUUUUGCAGGCGUAACGAUAAGUGUAGAGAAUUCAAGAGGCAAAGAUAGGUAAAAGGAAAACGAAAGAGAAAAGAGAAAAAACGAGAAACAAUUACACACAAACAAAAAAAGAAAAAUACAGUCAAAUAAAUGUUUCGGUUGUGUUCAGCAGGACAAGUUGAACAGCAAACGACGACAUUGGAUGAUAACAAUACAACAAUUGCACGCGUGUACCCGACUGUGCGAAGAACGUCCGCCACAGCCACAGCAGGGUUUUGAGGGGUUUGUUAGAGGAAUGACACAGAGCUCUAUCGCGGGGUGUGUCGGGUGCACGUGCGUGUCACAGUGCUCCGGGUCGCGGAACAUUGUCGUUCUGUGCGCGCUCCUGCUGGCGGCAUUGCCGUUGAUUUUCUUCUUUUCAACCGAUCGAGGAUGGCCAGGCCAACGACGUACGACCUCCGUGGUUAAGCUCUGAUUGCUCUCUUAAUCCCCUCAUGACAGGACGUACUCAACUCCUCCGAGCUUCACGAAGUAGGCAAUCGUUACAGAGAGAGAGAGAGAGACAGAGAGUAAGCUAGAGAAGUGCAAGAGACAGGCAGAGAGAAGGAAAUGCACGGUUUGCUGCGUGCGCGUGUGGUAGUAAUUGUAUAAUUGCUAUUAAAUAUUUUUAUAUUUUUUGUCUUAUAUAUUUUAUAUUUAUAGUACUUUUAUGCAACAAAACAAAAUGAACGAAAAAGGUAAUGUAUAAUAAAAAUUGUCUCUCCCGUUUA
Anopheles cruzii is the source of this 3661-nucleotide messenger RNA. It is a transcript of the gene fax, whose product is annotated as failed axon connections. The record is from RefSeq and is a predicted model, not a curated record. NCBI's taxonomy places the organism in Eukaryota, Metazoa, Arthropoda, Insecta, Diptera, Culicidae. Gene Ontology annotation, cellular component: cytoplasm. Bases 252 to 1544 code for a protein of 430 amino acids. The transcript is spliced from 6 exons.